AUGUCUGGCUGGGGUACUGACGACGCCUCUGGAGGUGCUGGAGGUGGUGGCGACCCCUGGAACAACCCCUCUGGAGGCGAUGGCGACGAGGGCGGCGGCGGCCAGCGCGGCGCCUGCUUCAACUGCGGUCAGGAUGGCCACAACAAGGCCGAUUGCCCCGAGCCUGCCAAGCCUUUCGAUGGCGAGUGCAAGGGCUGCGGUCAGCAGGGCCACAUGCGUCGUGACUGCCCUGACGCUCCCCCCAUGGCUUGCAGAAGCUGCGGCGAGGAGGGCCACAUCCGCAAGGACUGCCCCAACAAGCCUCCCGAUCUUUGCCGCAACUGCCACGAGGAGGGUCACCUCGUCGUCAACUGCGAGAACCCUCGAAAGAUUGACCUCAGUAAGAUCGAGGAUGUCGACGCUGAUGUGGCCUGGAACCAGAUCAUUGAAGCAGCUGACGAGCGCGAUGGUGUUGAGGCCAAGGAGGCCAUCCAGAAGUACCUCAAGCAUUUCCCUGAUAUGACUUAUGUCAUCCUUGAGGAGGCUUUCCGUGGCCAGGAGAUGGGCAUCUACCUCAUCGCUACCGAGCGUGCUCUUGCUCCCACUCACACUAACAUGGACCUUCAGGGCAACCUGGGCAAGAAGUUCACUGUCCAGUACCGCUUCUCUUCGCAGCCCGACCGUGCCCGUGAGAAGGCCGGAUGGCCUGCUUCUGCCGAGGAGAACAUGGCGCGUCUCGCCGAUGCUGGUGAGCCAGUCUCACGCCUCAUGCAGAAGUGCAACAACUGCGAUGAGCUCGGCCACACCGCCAAGGCUUGCCCCCAGGACCCCAACGAAAAGGUCCGCUUCGCUUGCAAGAACUGCGGUCAAUCUGGCCACAAGGUCUCCGAGUGCACUGAGCCUCGCAAUGCUGAGGGCGUCGAGUGCAACAAGUGCAAUGAGAUGGGCCACUUUGGACGUGACUGUCCCACCGCCGGUGGUGGUGGUCGCUCUUGCCACAACUGCGGUCAGGAAGGCCACAUCUCCAAGGAGUGCACCGAGCCUCGCAAGCUCAAGUGCCGCAACUGUGAUGAGGAGGGUCACCACUCCCGUGAUUGCGACAAGCCUCAGGAUGUCACCCGCAUCAAGUGCAUGAACUGCGGCGAGAUGGGUCACAAGAAGUACAAGUGCCCUAACCCCCCUGUCGAGGACGUUGACGGCUUCGGCGAUGGUGGUGGUGGGGGUGGUGACUUCGGCGCCCCCAACGACACUGGCGCUGAUGCCUGGGGCAGUGGUGACAACACCGCCCCCCAGGACACUGGCGGCUGGUAG
This is a messenger RNA of Colletotrichum gloeosporioides, 1290 nucleotides long. RefSeq lists its product as uncharacterized. Lineage: Eukaryota; Fungi; Ascomycota; Sordariomycetes; Glomerellales; Glomerellaceae. Gene Ontology annotation, molecular function: zinc ion binding; nucleic acid binding. The transcript is spliced from 6 exons. Bases 1 to 1290 code for a protein of 429 amino acids. The record is from RefSeq and is a predicted model, not a curated record.